Messenger RNA from Mesitornis unicolor (brown roatelo), 2052 nucleotides. RefSeq names its product cilia and flagella associated protein 61 (gene CFAP61). NCBI's taxonomy places the organism in Eukaryota, Metazoa, Chordata, Aves, Mesitornithiformes, Mesitornithidae. The record is from RefSeq and is a predicted model, not a curated record. The transcript has 12 exons. The annotation marks the transcript as partial.
GUCAUUUCAUGUAAGAAGGGCAACAACCGAUGAUAUACUUGGUGUCGAAAUGCUCCUUAAAACCCUCAGCUUAAAUGAAAUUAUAUUGAAUGACUUAAAGGUCUUUAUUCUGGCUUGCAGGGAUUCAGAUGGGACCCCAGUACAGGCUUUCAUAGCGGAAGUUAUGGAUCAAAUAGCUGGCAUUUCUGUUAUUAGAGACGAAAUGGAUAUUGAGUAUAUUCAAUCACAUUACAACAUUGAAGAUUUUAUUAAUUUUAAUCACUACCACCAAAAGGAACACGGACAUCUUUACCACUUUGUCUUAAAUCCUGUAUUUCAUCACUAUACAAAACACUUUCUAAAGGAGAUUCUUCGCUUGGCCCACAAAUCUUCUCUUUACUGUCCUAUUUAUGCACAGUAUGUGGAAGGCAAGAUCGCUGUCUUUCAGUUUCAGAAUCCCUGUGCCCAUUCCCUGACAUCUGCCCUUCAUUACAUGGUUCCCGUGCGACCAAGACGACAGAUUGUCUAUCCUCUGGAAGAGCUUGGCAUAAACGCUCCAUCAGAGCAGGUCUCCAAGGAUCAGUCGAGGUAUUCUUUGAACCACAUAAAUCGAAAGCUGGUACUAGUAUCUAAAGCAUCUAUCAACACUAGAAUUGUGGUGGUUGGUGCAUCUGAUGUUGGAAUCUCUUUUCUGGAAACACUCAUUUUUUGUCCGCAUCUGAAGUUCAACAAUCUAACCUUGAUUUCAAGUCAUGGCCUUCCAGGAAAAGACCCACUGGGCUCCAGACAUAGAAGAUUUUUAAUUAACAGCCACUGUUUUAAUGAUGAAGAUUAUGCACAGAUGUCACUUUGUUCCUGGGUUAACGUUGUGGUUGGUAAAAUGACUGGCAUAAAUCGCACUGCCAAAUAUGUAGUUGUUUCCAAGGAGAAAAAGGUACCAUAUGACUACCUUGUUCUCUGUACGGGACAGAAGUACCAGGUCGUGUCUCCCACUGGAGCAGAUAUCCGUAAACUCCCAACUAAUAGAGAAGUCAUAGGUAAAUGGCCACAAAGAUACUCAGAGAAAGUCCCUUCCAAUCAUUUUACUAUCAAUGAUGAUCAGGACUGCUCAAAGGCAAUGCUCUGGCUGAAGGAAAAUGCUGUCAACUCAGAAGGGAACAUCAUUGUCUAUGGGAAUACAAUUGACAUUUACACCACGGUAGAAACCCUCUUAUCUCUUGGAAUUAAUGGUUCUCGCAUACAUCUCGUACAGCCUCCACUCAGCUCCAAUGUUACUUGCCUUAACAACAACGAAAUCGAAAGUGCUGUUCAGGAGGCACUGUCAAAGGCUGGCGUGUCUGUUUAUUAUGACAGUAUCCUGGCACAGUGGAGCAAAGGUGACGACCCAGAUCUUAUCAUAUGUGCUGGCUUCACUACUAAUACAAAACCCUUUAAAUUGCAGUGUUCAGCAUUUUUCAGCUUUGCCUAUAGGACAGUGGAUUAUGAAACCUUUAAGGCAAUCAAUGAUGCUUGCCUUGUUUUUGAUGGAAGACUUGUGAUCGAUACCAAAUUUCGCACCACUGAUGCCAGUAUCAGAGCUGCAGGUCCUUUAACAAAGUACUCCAGGAGAUAUUAUGCAGAUGAAUGGACACAUAGCAACUUCAACUCAAAGGAGAUUGGCUUUGAGCUUGCUGCAUCUAUGCUGCAUCUCUUUGAUCCAAUCCCUAAGCCCUUUUCUAAGCCCCCAGAAGGCAAAGACAGACUCAUCCUCAUGUACAAAGGGUGUAAAAUUAAAGGAGGUGUUCUUCCUGGAGGGUAUAAUUACUUGCAUAUUUCCAAACCAGAAAUCCCCAUCCGCUUGGACUUAAAACUUGCACUGUGUGAUCAUGGGAUGGAGAUUAUAACUGGAGAGGCAAAACAUGGGAAUUAUUUCAGGAUACAUACUAACAAAUAUAGUAUGGUAGAGAGUAUCACCUGCUUUUCAAAGGAACCCAUCCCUGUCUCCAACUACAUUUGCUUGUAUGGACAGCAUGAACGUCUUCUUAAUGAUUUUUAUUACCGCUGGAAUGAAGGGCAGAUUACUGAUCUUUACAG